Blepharisma stoltei is the source of this 1209-nucleotide messenger RNA. NCBI's taxonomy places the organism in Eukaryota, Ciliophora, Heterotrichea, Heterotrichida, Blepharismidae. The record is from the annotation of a GenBank genome assembly.
AUGGUUGAGGCUGAAAGAGAAAUAAGGCUCAGCUGGCUGUACUGCCAAGAUUACUCAAUAAAAUUAGGGAGCGAUACAAAGGAGCUAAAGGAAAAUAUAGAAAAUGCUACAGGGAUUCCUAUAGAUCUUCAAAUAAUUCAGCUUGAUAAAGCUACCUUUGAAGGAGAAAAUCUUUACGAAGCAAUUUUACAAAAACAAUUUUCAAGUUUGAGGGUUUUAAGUAAUGACCCAGAAUUUAUUGAAUACAAUAAUAAGAAUGAAGGGAUCUCUUUUGAGCGCGACGAAAAUAAUGAUCUACCAGUUGAAAGUAUGCCAUCAGAAGAAUCCAAAGAAGUUGAACUUAUCAUAAUAGUUAAAAAAGAGAAAAAUAUGAUCACUAUAAAUGAUUCAUGCACUAUUUUAGACUUAAAAUACGAAAUUGAAAAAAAAUUAAAAAUUGCUUUUGGCUACCAAAUCUUAUUUUACAAAGGAAUUGUACUUAGGAAUAAACAAAAAAUUCGGACACUGGAACUGAAAAACCCAAUAAAGCUAAUGAAAAGAUUAACAGGGGAAAAAUUUGAUAUUGAUAAAGUGCUUAAUUUGAAAAUUUUAAAUGAGAAUCCAUUUACACUUAUGGUGCCUCCUACAAUUGCUAUUGAAGCUGUCAAAACAGUUAUAUUCAAUAAAAAAGAAAUCGAGCAAAAUUCCCAGUCUCUAUAUUUCGAGGGGAGGCUGCUAGAAGACAAUGAAAUUUUAAAAACAAUUUUUCAAAGCUCUGAACCAGAAUUGGCCUUAAUUACCAGACAAAUAGGCUGUGGGGUAAAAAAGAAACAAGCACUUGCAGUUGAUUUGCGAACUAAACAAAAAUCUUCUGAUAGGCCAAAUGAGUACAUAAAGCCUGUAACUCGCAUUUUCAAUAUAUUUAUUCAAUGCAUAAAUAAAUGUGAAGAAACCAAAGAUAUUCGGUUUGACGAAGGACUUGUAAUUGGGCGUGAAGAUUUUCCAUUGAUUUGUAGAUGUGGCUCACCAGUAAACGUUGAUAUUGUUGUUCAUGAAGCGUGCUGAAAGUUUUUUGGAAUUAAAAAUGGAAAUAGAAUUAUUCUUAAUAGUCGCAGAUCCGAAGGGGAUAAUCCAACGUUUAUUUUAUACGAAAAUAAGCAGAUAAGUGAUUUAAGCAGUUUUUCAGAGUUCAGGUUUGAGGUUAAAAAGAGCCGAGCUUCUAAAUCAUAA